UCUCCAUUCCUUUCUUUCUGUCCGCCGGCUCGCCCAAAGUGCUCAGACCCGGGAGAGGACCGGGGGUUGGGCUUCAUAGGAGCCCCGGGCGCGGGCGGCUGCCCCGGGGCUCUAAGGAUAGGCGCUGGAGGCUGGACCCUGGCCCCAGCCCAAGUCUCGAGUCGGCUCCCAGCCCGGCCCGCGCCUACAAGGAUCCUUGCAGGGCCCCAGGCCAGGCUCAAUGGCGCUCCUCCUUCCGCCGUCGCCACAGCUCUCCCUGUUGCUGUUGAUGCUGCUGCCGACGACGACGAUAUCCGCGGCGGACCGGUGCCAGAGCAACCAGCAAUGCUCGCGAAUCUCCUACUCUGCCUCCCGCGACUUCGACGUGGAGUACUCUGUGCCCAGCUUUUCUGCCGGUGGCCGAGUACAGGCCGUGGCGACCUACGAGGACGGGGACGAGAGGGCCGUUUUCGUGGCCACGCGCAACCGCCUGCAUGUGCUGGGGCCGGGCCUGCAGCCGGUCCAGAGCCUGGCGACCGGCCCCGUCGGAGAUCCUGGCUGCCAGACGUGCUCAGCCUGUGGCCCGGGUCCCCAUGGCCCGCCAGGCGACACAGACACGCAGGUGCUGGUGCUGGAGCCGGGGCUGCCCGCGCUGAUAAGCUGCGGUUCGAGCCUACAAGGCCGCUGCUUCCUGCAUGAGGUGGAGCUCAUAGAGAAGACCGUACGCCUGGCGCCGCCAGCCUGCCUCUUCUCAGCCCGCCACAACCUGCCCGAGAACUGCCCUGAUUGUGUGGCCAGCCCGCUGGGCACCCGGGUGACCGUGGUCGAGCAGGGCCAGGCUUCCUACUUGUACGUGGCGUCGUCUCUGAACGCAGCGGUGGCCGCCAGCUUCAGCCCGCGCUCAGUGUCCAUCCGGCGCCUCAAGGCAGACGCUUCGGGAUUCGACCCCGGCUUUGAGGCGCUGUCUGUGCUACCAGCGCACCUCGCCUCCUACGGUAUAGAAUAUGUGCACAGCUUUCGCUCAGGAGCAUUCGUUUAUUUUCUGACUGUGCAGCCGGCCAGUGUGGAGGCUGCGCCGGGCGCCCUGCACACGCGCCUUGCUCGGCUUAGCGCCACUGAGGUAGAGCUGGGUGACUACCGCGAGCUGGUCCUCGACUGCCGUUUUGAGCCUAAACGCAGGCGCCGCGGGGUCCCCGAGGGCAGACAACCUUACCCGGUGCUGCGUGCAGCCCAUGCUGCUCCUGUGGGCGCCCAACUGGCCAUGGAGCUGAGCAUCACCGAGGGCCAGGUCGUGCUAUUCGGAGUCUUCACAGGGAGUAGGGACCGUGGUCCCAGCGAAGGCCCCAACUCUGUCGUCUGUGCCUUCCCCAUCGACCUGAUGGAUACCCUCAUCGAGCAGGGUGUGGAGCGCUGCUGCCAGCCCCCGGUCCCCCCGGGCCUCCGGAGAGGUCUUGACUUCUUCCAGCUACCCAGCUUGUGCCCCAAUCCGCCUGGCCUGGCGGCCCCCAACCCCAACAUCAGCUGCCAUCAUUUCCCUCUGCUGGUCAGCAGCAGCUUCUCCCGUGUGGACCUAUUCAACGGGCUGCUGGGAAUGAUGCAAAUCACUGCACUACAUGUGACACGCAUAGAGAAUGUCACGGUGGCGCACAUGGGCACGGCUGAUGGACGCAUCCUGCAGGUGGAGUUGGCCAGAUCACUCAACUACUUGUUAUAUGUGUCCAACUUCUCGCUGGGCAGCAAUGGGCAGCCCGUGCAGCGGGAUGUCAGUCGCCUCGGGGAUCAGCUGCUCUUUGCCUCUGGAGACCAGGUCUUCCAGGUACCCAUCCGGGGCCCUGGCUGCCAUCACUUCCUCACCUGUUGGCGUUGCCUACGGGCUAAGCGCUUCAUGGGCUGUGGCUGGUGUGGGAACAUGUGUGGCCAGCAGAAAGAGUGUCCCAGGUCCUGGCAGCAGGAUCACUGCCCACCUGAGCUCACUGAGUUCCAUCCCCACAGUGGGCCCCUAAGGGGCAGCACGAGGCUGACACUGUGUGGCUCCAAUUUCUACCUGCACCCUGCUGGCCUGGUGCCUAAGGGCAACCAUCAGGUCACUGUGGGCCAAAGUCCCUGCCGGCUGCUGCCCAAGGACACCUCAAACCUCAGACCAGUGCCCCAGAAGGACUUUGUAGAGGAGCUUGAGUGUGAGCUGGAGCCCUUGGGUGUGCAGGCAGCUGGGCCUGCCAACAUCAGCCUCACUGUGACCAACAUGACAGCAGGCAAGCGCUUCCGGGUAGAUGGCACCUCUGUGUUGCAAGGCUUCUUUUUCAUGGUGAGACCACCUUGCCCCUUCUGUGCCCUUCGCUGGCUGGGCAGUACAGGCAGGAAAGGGCAUAGAGGAGAGGGCCUGUUCCAGCUAAGUCACCUUUAUGCCUUCUUAGGAGCCAGCGCUGACAGCCGUGCAGCCCCUGUUUGGCCCUCGGGCAGGGGGCACCCUCCUCACCCUCAAAGGUCAGGGUCUGUGUGUAGGUACCAGCCGAGCUGUGCUGGUCAAUGGGACCGAGUGCCUGCUAGAACAGUGGGGGGUGCUAAGGUGCCUGGCCCCUGGACCUUUGACUACCGGGAAGACCCCAUUGUGCUGGGGAUCAGCCCCAACUGUGGCUACACUGGCUCCCAUGUCACCAUCCGCGGCCAGCACCUGACUUCAGCGUGGAACCUAGUGCUAUCAUUCCAUGAUGGGCUUGGGGCAGUGAAAAACAGGCAGUGUGAACAGCAGCUUCCGGAGCAGCAGAAGUGCUACCUGCCUGAAUACAUGGUCCAAGGCCCCCAGGAGUGGGUGACAGGGAGCCUGAGUGCCCAGGGGGAUGGUGCUGCUGGCUUCACACUGCCUGGCUUUCGCUUCCUGCCCCCACCCCAACUGCCCAACACUGACCUGGCCCCAUUGAAGCCUGAGGAACAUGCCAUUAAGUUCCAGUAUAUCGGGCUGGGUGCUGUGGCUGACUGCGUGAGUGUGAACGUGACCGUGGGUGGUGAGAGCUGUCAGCACGAGUUCCGGGGGGAUGUGGUCAUCUGCUCCCUGCCUCCCUCCCUGGAACUUGGCAAGAGUGGUGCCCUGCUGCAGGUUUGCGUGGAUAGCGUGUGUCACAUCCUGGGCAAGGUGAUGCGGCUGGGCCCAACAGGGGUCCCACAGGGCAUACUUCUUGGUGUCCUGCUGGUCCUGCUCCUGCUUGUGGCUGCACUAGUCAUCACUCUGGUCUUCAGCUACUGGUGGCGGAGGAAGCAACUAGUCCUUUCUUCCAACCUGGAUAACCUGGCAUCCCUGGACCAUACCUCUGGAGACAUCCCCCUGCCUCUCCUCCACUCAGGUUCUGACUACAGAAAUAGCCUUGGUGAGGCUGUGGAGGUGCUGGAAGCUGGAGCCAUCCCCUCUGCCCUCCAAGCCCCUCAUUCCCUCUCUCCCACAGCACCCCCUGCCACUGAGGGUCUGGGCCCUGCCACCCAGGGCCACGGAGUGUCCUCCUCAGAUGACAUGGAUGGGUCCUGUGUCCUGCUGCUCCAGACAGAGUCCAUCCAACUCCAGGACCUAGAUCCCAAGCUCCUGGCUGAAGUCAAGGAUGUGCUGAUCCCCCAUGAGCAAGUGGUCACCCACAGUGACCAAGUCAUUGGCAAAGGCCACUUUGGAGUUGUCUACCAUGGGGAAUACACAGACCAGGCCCAGAAUCGAAUCCACUGUGCCGUCAAGUCACUGAGUCGCAUCACUGAGGUGCAAGAGGUAGAGGCCUUCCUGCGCGAGGGGCUGCUCAUGAGCCGCCUGCACCAUCCAAACGUGCUGGCUCUCAUCGGUAUCGUGCUGCCACCUAAGGGACUGCCCCAAGUGCUGCUGCCCUAUAUGCACCACGGAGACCUGCGCCAGUUCAUUCGUUCACCCCAGCAGAACCCCACAGUGAAGGACCUCAUCAACUUCGGCCUGCAGGUAGCCCGCGGCAUGGAGUACCUGGCAGAGCAGAAAUUUGUGCACAGGGACCUGGCUGCUCGGAAUUGCAUGCUGGAUGAGUCAUUCACAGUCAAGGUGGCUGACUUCGGUCUGACCCGUGGCAUCCUGGACAAGGAGUACUACAGUGUUAGACUGUACAGCCACGCUCGCCUACCUGUCAAAUGGAUGGCACUGGAGAGCCUGCAGACCUACAGGUUUACCACCAAGUCGGACGUGUGGUCAUUUGGUGUGCUGCUCUGGGAGUUGCUGACACGGGGUGCCCCACCAUACCCUAAUAUCAACCCCUUUGACCUUACUGACUUCCUGGCCCAGGGGCGGCGCCUUCCCCAGCCUGAGUAUUGCCCUGAUUCCCUGUAUGCAGUGAUGCAGCGCUGCUGGGCCACAGAGCCAGGGGCCCGACCUACCUUUGGGGAGCUGGUGCAGGAAGUAGAAUGUGUGGCGGCCAUGCUGGAUGGGAACCACUACGUGCAGUUGCCUGCAGCCUAUGUGAACCUGGGCCCUGGUGCCACGGACUGGGCAAACGCACCCGUGGAACAGCUACCGUCCCCUCCAGUGCCUCCAGUGCGCAGGAGUAUGGGUCGUCCCCGGCCCCUCUCAGAGCCACUGUGACCCACAUGACCACAGCUCCAGGCCCCUGGGGGACAGACCUGUCUAGUGGCUUCCACCAAACCCCAAGCUGCCCCUGGGACAUGUCAGGCUGGAGGGAGGCCCCAGCUGGCCUCACCCUGUCCCUACCCGCUAACCUCCAGUGGCAGUGGGGCCUGAGCAGGGCACAUUUGGCCCCUCACUCCACAGAGGAAGCAAGUGAGGCGGAUCCUUCAUACAAUGAAUAUUUAUGAAGUGCCUGCUGUGUACCUGGCCCUCUGGCCGAAGGGAACUCAACUGACUCAGCAGUGACCACACAGACACUGGCUUUUGAACCAGUAAAUGAACUAAUGAAUAUUCAAGUACAAAUUGUGGUAAAUGCUAUGAAAGAAAAAGACAGGCAGCUGCUUUGAGGGAGUGGAAGACUGCCUUAGAUAGCAAGUUGAGAGAGGCCUCCCCAGGGGGUGACAUUUGUGCUAAGGCCUGAAUGGUGGGAAAGAACCAGGGCAGUGUUGGGGGAGGAAAGUUUUGGGGCAGAGUGAGCAGCACAUGUAAAACCCGGAAGCUGAAAACAGGUUGGGAGAGCAAGAAGGCUCCGGAAAGCAGGAACCGGGCAAAGCCCAGAAUCCAGGAUACAGAGCCCCAGGGGCUGUCGAAUGGGACCAAAGAAGAGGUGGGUUGAGUACCAUGGCAUGCUGCAGCCUAGCCCUCCUGUUCCCCUUCCCCAGGUCCUGAUCCCUCUGCAGGACUCCCUGCUCCACCUGCUGCACCCCUCGUACACACACACACACACAGACUGUCAGGGCAUGGAGACCUACCCCUCCCACACCUCCCCCUGCCAACUCUGCCAGCAUUGCCCCAGCAGCCUUCAGAGAGACAAGCCAACAGUAAGGCCUCAGCUCCACACUUUCAAGGCGCCAACUGCAAGGUGCCGACUGCCUAGGCUAUUUAUACUCACCAAGGCCACUGCACAAUAGCUGCUUGGGGGGAGGGGGCAGGCUCUACUGGAGGAGGAGAGCAGCUCCCCUUCCCACUGCCCCCGCCACCACUUCACUGCUGGGAGGGGGACAGCUGAGCUCUCCUGGUGCAGAGAUACCUAGGGUGCCUGGGCCCAGGCUGUGGAUCAUGAUGGUUCCUCUCUCUUGCUCAGGAGCCAUUUGGCCCCCAUCCUACCAGCUGGGAGACCCAGCUCACCUAAGAGGGAAGGCUCUUUCUCCCAGUUCUGUGCCGCUGUUACACAUGGUCCAGUGGGGUUGGGGCAAGAGUUCACUGGUGACCUGAGUAGGGGUCUCCUUGGGACCAGAGCUGCCCAGCUGUUCUCCAUCCAUACUGGCUGCCUACUUUGUCACUUCAGGCUGGAGAGAGGCCCCUUAAGGACCCUGAGGACUGGUGGGUGAGGCUUAAAAGAGGACUUUUCUGCCUGGGGCAGGGGUGCAAUGAUCAGGAACCUAUGUGCUGGAGGGGGCAGAGACAGUCUGUCCACCUGGUCACCACUGUAUCCCUGAUGCCCACUGUAGGCUCGGCCAUUGUCCCCUUGUCCCUGUGUAGGGUGGGGAGGAACAGUUGUGUCAUCCCUGAUUGAGGCUGGGAGAGAGAUGAGUGGAAUGUCCUUGGACAACCGUCCCCCACCAACUGUGGCCCCCAAACCAGUUGAAAAUGAUUGUAUCCACCUCCAACUUGCUGUUCACAUCCCCUAGCACCAUCCUAGGGAUCUAAGGGUCACCCAGAGCUCCAAGCCUUGGAGAAAGGAGGAGAGGAGGGAGGGGACUCCUAGGGGUUUCUCUGAAACUGGACUGUGGCUCUCUCCACCAAACCUCUGUGGCUCAUGGACCACUGGCUCACUUGUUCACAAGAAAGGGGCCCAGAGAGGAAGGGAUCUCUGGAUGGGAAGUGAGCUUAGAUGGGAGAGCUCAGAAGGAAAGAUCUCAGCAGGGUGUCGGUUGUCCUGUGCAGCUAGAAUGUGGGACUUGGAGUCUGUUUCUGGGUCGAGGGCCUCCAGGGCCAGAACUCUCCAGGGAGAGGUCCCACUUAAGCAGGCUCCUGGGCUUCCUUCUGGAUCGUGGUACAGCUGCCCUUCCCCCCACUGACUGAUGUGGCCCCCUAAGGC
Molecule: messenger RNA, 6638 nt
Organism: Loxodonta africana (African savanna elephant)
Lineage: Eukaryota; Metazoa; Chordata; Mammalia; Proboscidea; Elephantidae
Gene: MST1R
Product: macrophage stimulating 1 receptor
Exons: 18
Coding region: 221-4555 (1444 amino acids)
Biological process (GO): positive regulation of kinase activity; multicellular organism development; cell surface receptor protein tyrosine kinase signaling pathway
Cellular component (GO): signaling receptor complex; basal plasma membrane; plasma membrane
Molecular function (GO): protein binding; ATP binding; hepatocyte growth factor receptor activity
Source: RefSeq, a predicted model, not a curated record